Toxoplasma gondii ME49 is the source of this 2541-nucleotide messenger RNA. Its product is annotated as GAF domain-containing protein. The coding region runs from base 1 to 2352 and encodes 783 amino acids. Gene Ontology annotation, cellular component: mitochondrion. Gene Ontology annotation, molecular function: protein binding. The record is from RefSeq and is a predicted model, not a curated record. The transcript has a single exon. Lineage: Eukaryota; Apicomplexa; Conoidasida; Eucoccidiorida; Sarcocystidae.
AUGGCGACUCGAAUCUUCACUUCCAGUGCGGUACAUACAGCCCGUCGGGUGCAGUGCACCAAGACGAGGUCUCGCUCUCGUCGCUCUUCCUUCUCUUCGCCUUGCCUUGCCUCGAAGACUGGCGCCAGUUUCUUUCCGUGGAGCCUCCCUCACUCGUUUGCUCGCCCAACGUCUUCCACGCGACCUCCGCCUCCGCCUUCGUUUCCAACCACACCUUCCGGAACGGACUCUCCGGGCGAACCUCGGAGCUCGUGGUGUACCUUUCAAAUGCAUGCGAAACCUUGCGCGUAUCCGUCUUUGCUCUCGGCGCCUCUUCUCUCUGCGCGUCUGCGGCGAUCCGUCACGCGUUCCUGUCUGAAGGCCCUGGCGACGACGUCGCUGUGCCCCCCUCUGAGGGAGAUCAAGGCGUCCGCUGCAUCCGCUGCAUCCGCUGCAUCCGCUGCUCGGCCCACCACUCUCCCUUUCGCAUCUCCCUCGUCGACUCAUGCGCCCUGCCCGACGCUCCUCCUCUCGCCUUCCUGCAAUCUCCUCCUUGCGUCUUCUCCGUGCCCUCUCCUCCCCUCUCCUUGUGCGACUGCUUCCUCUCCUCCACCUGCUGCCUCUCCUCCACCUGCUGCCUCUCCUCCACCUGCUGCCUCUGCUGCCUCUGCUUCCUCUCCUCCACCUGCUUCCUCUCCUCCACCUGCUUCCUCUGCUUCCUCUGCUUCCUCUCCUCCACCUGCUUCCUCUGCUUCCUCUGCUUCCUCUCCUCCCGCUGUUGGCGCUGCUUCUGCGCCGUCGUCUGCGGAGACGCUGAAGGGCCCGCUGACAUGGGAGGAAUGGUGGCAUGUGUUUGGUUUCUGCGCGUUGCCCAUGGUAGCGUUUGGGGUGAUGGACCAGUUCAUCAUGAUUCGUUUGGGAGAGUUCGUCGACGCGACUCUGGGCGUGACGUUCGGCCUGGCGACGCUUUCGGCGGCCGCAGUCGGGCAGCUGUGCAGCGACACCGCAGGCGUCGUGUUUGGGAGCACAAUUGAAUCCGUCGCGCAGAGAGUGGGCGUCACCACCCCCCCGUUCGACAUCUACAGCAAGCGGGCGCCGUCCUCGACGCAGGUAGUACGGACGCUCGGCGCAGCGUGUGGAGUUGCGUUCGGCUGUCUCUUGGGGAUGAGUCAGCUGCUGUUCAUGGACUUGGAUCGCUCGGAGAGACUGAAGAAGCAGCAGCGACUCGACGCGAUCUUCCAGAUGGUCGUCCAAGACUGCCCCCAGCUGCUUGGCUGUGAGCGAGCAACGCUGUUCGUCUACGACAAGACUCGAAACGAGGUAUGGUCGAAGGCGAUCUUCGGCCUCGAACAUGCGACGCGAAUCGACAAGAACGCACAGGAAAAGUCUCUGACGACGUGGAUCCUCGAACACAAGCAACUGGUGAACUGUCCAGACGCCCGCAGCGACCCGCGCUUCAAUCCGCAGUUCGACGAAAAACACAAGGCAUGCACCAGGUCGAUUCUCGCCGCACCGGUCUUCGGCAAAGACGGAGACGUCAUCGCCGUCUUGACAUGCUUCAACAAACAGAGGAAGGGGAAAGAAGACGAACGGAAAGAAGACGAACGGAGAGAAGAGGGGAGAGAGAGACCGGAGAGAAGAGGGGAGCAACGGCCGCAGGAAGUACCGGCGGUGCAGAAGCAAGCGAAGAGUCGUGGAGAAACUGAAGACGCACUCGCGUUCACGGUGGAGGACGAGAAAGUGAUUCGUCUCUUGAGCAAGAACCUCGCGUUGUUCAUGGACACGUUCGACUACGGGGCAACUGAAGAUCAGAAGGUGAUUGCCCUUCCUUUCCAGGGAGAAGAAGACUCUGCUCUCGCAGCUCGCGCUGGGCCUUCUGCCGACGCGGUGCCGGCCGAGGCUGCAGCUGGGACUCCGCAAGGAAAUGCACGUUCGGAAGAGCAGAAAGGCGAAGCCUCCGCGAAACAGGGGGGGGGACUGGAGACACAGAAGCUGCAGGCUGAAGAAGAAGCAGAGGACCAAACGAGGAAGGAGAAGAAAGAAAAGAGAGAGGAAGAAGAGAAACGCAAGGUGGUGAAGGAGAAGUCCGCAGUAUCGGGCGAGGCCCUACUGAGGGCAAAACUGCUUUCUUGGUUCACUCGGAAACAGCCGGAGAAACCAAGUACUGAGGAAGCUGCACAGUCAGCGGACGCAGGGAAAACGGAGUCCGCGGCAACGAACUCGACGCGCGAAGAGGCUGUUCUCAUCUCGCGCUUCGACUUGCCACUGUUGGGCGCGCCUGUCCCCGAACCCAAAGAAGAACUGGAGAAACCGAAAAACCUGUUUUGGUGGACUGGGAAACGCGAGAAGAAGCCCCAAGAACCGAGUGUCUAGACAGCGGAACCUCGACGACAUACUCGAAAAACGCAAACACGACUCUGUUGCUUUCCGAGCUCUGUUGUUAGAGACUUGCAUCUCGUCUCUAGCUAAGGAGUGAGGAAGAGUUACUGUCGCUUCUUUCUCCCAUUCUGUUAGAGUUGCUGUCUCGUAUGGGGUGUGCUUUUCCCUUUGGCUUUUCUUUGG